Polyodon spathula (Mississippi paddlefish) is the source of this 651-nucleotide messenger RNA. Its product is annotated as 40S ribosomal protein S7-like. The record is from RefSeq and is a predicted model, not a curated record. Gene Ontology annotation, molecular function: structural constituent of ribosome. Gene Ontology annotation, biological process: translation; rRNA processing; ribosomal small subunit biogenesis. Lineage: Eukaryota; Metazoa; Chordata; Actinopteri; Acipenseriformes; Polyodontidae. Bases 33 to 617 code for a protein of 194 amino acids. Gene Ontology annotation, cellular component: ribosome; cytosolic small ribosomal subunit; small-subunit processome. The transcript has 7 exons.
UCUUCCUCGGCCGUCAUUGACAGAGAUAGGCCAUGUUCAGUACCAGCGCUAAAAUCGUGAAGCCCAAUGGCGAAAAGCCAGACGAAUUCGAGUCUGGCAUUUCCCAGGCUCUUCUGGAGUUGGAGAUGAACUCAGACCUGAAGGCUCAGCUGAGGGAACUCAACAUCACUGCCGCUAAGGAAAUUGAAGUAGGUGGUGGCAGAAAAGCUAUCAUCAUCUUUGUGCCGGUGCCCCAGCUGAAGUCAUUCCAGAAGAUCCAGGUGCGACUUGUAAGAGAGAUGGAGAAAAAAUUCAGUGGCAAACACGUGGUCUUCAUUGCUCAGAGGAGAAUUCUGCCCAAACCAACAAGGAAAAGCCGCAUAAAGAAUAAGCAGAAACGUCCCAGGAGCCGUACAUUGACUGCCGUGCACGAUGCUAUCCUCGAAGACUUGGUCUUCCCCAGUGAAAUUGUUGGCAAGAGGAUCCGUGUAAAACUGGACAGCAGCAGACUCAUCAAGGUCCACCUAGACAAGGCACAACAGAACAAUGUUGAACACAAAGUUGAAACUUUCUCUGGUGUCUACAAGAAACUCACAGGCAAAGAUGUUGUAUUCGAGUUCCCAGAGUUCCAACUGUAAAAUGCAAAAUGACUAAAUAAAUUUGUUUACCAUC